Macrobrachium nipponense is the source of this 1636-nucleotide messenger RNA. RefSeq names its product trans-1,2-dihydrobenzene-1,2-diol dehydrogenase-like. The coding region runs from base 83 to 1141 and encodes 352 amino acids. NCBI's taxonomy places the organism in Eukaryota, Metazoa, Arthropoda, Malacostraca, Decapoda, Palaemonidae. The transcript is spliced from 8 exons. Gene Ontology annotation, molecular function: nucleotide binding. The record is from RefSeq and is a predicted model, not a curated record.
UUAGGUACAUAUUGAUAAGACAUUUUUAGUUGUAUCUUUUAGAUUAUGUGAAAGAUAAGAAUAGUAUUGCAUCUCCAAGUAAAUGAUAAAAUGUUCAUUGCCACGUAAAACGAGCUCGAAUUCCACCGUUGUCAAGAGGCAAUUCAAAAUGGCAACCAGGUGGGGCAUCGCUGGAGCUGGGCUGAUUUCUGCUGACUUUGUAACUGCACUGGAGGAACUCAAAGACCACAAAGUAGUUGCUGUUGCAGCCCGCUCGCUGGAGAGGGCACAAGAGUUUGGAAAGAAAUAUGGAGUUGAGAAGACAUACAGUUCUUAUGAAGAAUUGUCUAAAGAUCCUGACAUAGAUGUUGUCUAUGUUGGGGUCAUUCAUCCUCAUCAUUUGUCUGUUUCAUCGAUGAUGAUUAGAGCUGGCAAACCAGUUCUGUGUGAAAAACCUCUGUGUAUGAAUGUCAAGGAAACAAAGCAGCUUGUGGAUUUGGCUCGAGAAAAGAAAGUCUUCUUGAUGGAGGCAGUUUGGUCAAGGUAUCUUCCUGUAUAUAAAGAAAUGAUGAAGCGAAUCAAGUCUGGUGAGCUGGGUGAGAUAAUACAAGUUAUCGCCAGUUUUGGGCAGCCAAUAGGACAUGUUGAUCGUAUUACGAAGAAGUCCCUUGGUGGAGGAUCUACACUAGACAUAGGUAUCUAUUGUGUUCAGUUUGCAUCCCUUGUGAUGGGUGGAGAAAAACCUGUGAAGGUUGUGGGUGGUGGUCAUUUGAAUUCAGAGGGUAUUGAUGAAACAACAAGUGCCACCCUUGUGUACUCUAACGGUCGUGUUGCUACGUUGAUGUGUUCUUUAAGGUGCGCUUUGCCUUGUGAAGGUGUUGUUGUUGGCACCAAAGGAACUCUGAAGGUGAAUUAUCCCAUGUGGUCCUCAGAAUCCCUUGAAUCGCCAUCAGGAAAAUUUGAAAGUCUUCUACCCAAGGGCCGUACUUUCAAUUUUGUCAACAGCCAAGGGUUAAUGUAUGAAGCAAUGGAAGUUCGAGAAUGCUUGAAAAAAGGAUUAUUGGAGAGCUCAUCAAUGUCAUUGGAUGAAACUCUCAUUUUGGCUGAAAUCAUGGAAGCUAUGAGGAAGCAAGUUGGCGUCUCCUAUUCCCAGGACAGCUAAAUUGGUUUUGUAGUACUUUUAGUACUGAAGAGGUGUUGUGACAUGAGUGCUAAUGGCCUGCUCAAAGAAUAUCUUGAUUGUUUUGUUACUUUUAUAAAGAAUUUUUUAAUGAAUUCAUGAAAUGUAGUUUGUAGAGUAAAUGAGUACAUAUAUGAUGUAUUUUUGUAACAAAUUAGUAUUCAGCUUCUGAAUGAUGAACUCUGAUCUUCGGAUCACACAGUUGUUGUGAACACAGAAAUUUCUGUUCCCUUUGAAAUUAUGAUAUUUUCAAUAUGAAAAUAAUGCUUUGUCUUCACAUAUCAAUGAUUAUUUUGACCAGCAGUUGCUUUGCAUUUUAAGCUUGCUUCAUUGCUUCCCUGACAUAAGAGCUCAUGUCUCCUUGCAGUCUCAUGCCAUGUAAUUGUUUGACUUUUGAUUUUUAUUUAGGCAAUUUUUAUUCUAAGUGCAACAGUCUUGUAUUGUUAACCUUAAUUAAAAUUUAAUUUGUAAUUGAAA